This is a messenger RNA of Saimiri boliviensis boliviensis (Bolivian squirrel monkey), 598 nucleotides long. The record is from RefSeq and is a predicted model, not a curated record. NCBI's taxonomy places the organism in Eukaryota, Metazoa, Chordata, Mammalia, Primates, Cebidae.
GGACGAGGGGCGGCGGGCGCGCAGCGCUAGGUCCCGUGGUGGGGAGAAGGCAAGGAUUUCCCACCGGGGGCGUUGUCUGCAACUCGGCGGAGGCUCCAACGUCCGGCGGCCCGGCAGGGAAAGAUCAGAGCCUCCUAAGAAAUAUCCAAAAGUCAAGCCAUGGAUCCACCUGCACGUAAAGAAAAAACCAAAGUUAAAGAACCUGUCAGUAGAGUUGAGAAGGCCAAACAGAAAUCAGCCCAGCAGGAGCUGAAGCAAAGACAAAGAGCGGAGAUCUAUGCCCUCAACAGAGUCAUGACAGAACUGGAGCAGCAGCAGUUUGAUGAGUUCUGUAAACAGAUGCAGCCUCCUGGAGAAUGAGUCCCCUGUGUUCAAACUAGAUGGGACCCUGGGAGCUUUGUUUGAGGGUGUUGCCAUUUUUAAGCUGAGAUGGCCCAUUUGGAGCCUUACAGAACUAGACCAGAAGACAUUUGUGGAUAAAUCUGAACUUCUUAUGUGUAACUUCUACUUCACUGGUUCCUCCAAUCUGAAUUGGCUGCAUGCUUGCUGAAGAGACUUGUUUUCUUCUUCUAAGACAGUGGUUUUUGUUUUGGUUUUU